Messenger RNA from Vanessa atalanta (red admiral), 1110 nucleotides. RefSeq names its product cytadherence high molecular weight protein 3-like. The record is from RefSeq and is a predicted model, not a curated record. The transcript is spliced from 9 exons. Lineage: Eukaryota; Metazoa; Arthropoda; Insecta; Lepidoptera; Nymphalidae. The coding region runs from base 5 to 1006 and encodes 333 amino acids.
AGAUAUGAAAACCUUCCUAAUUGCUGCUGCCUGCUUCGCCGUGGCCGUUGCUGGCCCCACGCGCUUUGUUCUCCCCGGAGUCGCUGGACCUGCUCCCGUCAUCGACCUCGACGAAUACGAGCCUAUCCAUGUUGGACCCGCAAUCGUAGAAGGCGAAUACGAGCCCAUCCAUGUUGGACCCGCAAUCGUAGAAGGAGAACACGAGGAUAUCUCCGUUGGACCUGCAAUCGUCGAAGGCGAACACGAGGAUAUCUCUGUUGGACCCGCAAUCGUCGAAGGCGAAUAUGAGCCCAUCCAUGUUGGACCCGCAAUCGUAGAAGGCGAACACGAGGAUAUCUCCGUUGGACCCGCAAUCGUCGAAGGCGAAUACGAACCCAUCCAUGUUGGACCCGCAAUCGUUGAAGGCGAAUACGAGCCCAUCCAUGUUGGACCCGCAAUCGUAGAAGGCGAACACGAGGAUAUCUCCGUUGGACCCGCAAUCGUCGAAGAAGCCGUACCCGUGAGCUCUCCUCUUGUUCAGAUCAUCAUCAACGUCAAGCCCGGCUCUGGAAACCUUGUGUCUGUUGAGCCUACACCCGUCAUCGUGCCCGAGGUUGAUCCCACACCCGUGAUCGUCGUUGACCAACCCGAAUCCAUCUCCGUCGGACCUGCUAUCGUCGAAGGCGAAUACGAACCCAUCCAUGUUGGACCCGCAAUCGUUGAAGGCGAAUACGAGCCCAUCCAUGUUGGACCCGCAAUCGUAGAAGGCGAACACGAGGAUAUCUCCGUUGGACCCGCAAUCAUCGAAGAAGCCGUACCCGUGAGCUCUCCUCUUGUUCAGAUCAUCAUCAACGUCAAGCCCGGCUCUGAAAACCUUGUGUCUGUUGAGCCUACACCCGUCAUCGUGCCCGAGAUUGAUCCCACACCCGUGAUCGUCGUCGAAAAGCCUGAGGUUCCCGAGCCCGUCAUCGUCGCUCCCGUCAUUAUCCCCGAGCCCGUCAUUACCCUCCCUGACAUCCUCAACUAAGGAAUUAAAAACCACGAUGCAAAGAACGUAAAUAACAUCUGCUUAUUAUGAAGUGCUCACAAUCAGUAGACCUAAUGUUGUAAAAUCUUUUCAACAUUAACAUG